Molecule: messenger RNA, 2133 nt
Organism: Myxocyprinus asiaticus (Chinese sucker)
Lineage: Eukaryota; Metazoa; Chordata; Actinopteri; Cypriniformes; Catostomidae
Exons: 5
Coding region: 275-1009 (244 amino acids)
Biological process (GO): regulation of apoptotic process
Source: RefSeq, a predicted model, not a curated record
UGGAGUAUCAAUCGCAGAAAUCGAAAACGAAAGCACGUUUUGUACUCUGGCUUUAGUAUUUCCUGCACAAAGCUUAGGAACAAGAAGACUCUAAACAGGUUAGUGAUGCACUUAUAAAUAAUUACUUUAUAUGUCUUUUGCCGUCAAUUUGCUAGCGGACGUCUUCUUGCCAGCUAAAUACGGACUAAAGAGGCAUUUUGCUGGUAUUUUACGAGCAGUCCACCUCGUCGUGUACACUUGGCAGAUUCUACAUUAUUUUGCUUAAAGAAACGCAAUGGAAAUCAUCUUAAAAGAAAAUAAAAUAAAACUCAUCCGUUGGCUUAGUGCGGAUACCUUGAUUUUGCAACACGUUCAAUCUGCAAAUCUCAUAACAAACACGGAGUACGAGAAACUGAAGUCUAUAACAGUUCCUACGGAUAAAACUAUUGAACUUCUGGACAUCAUCCUAAGAAAGGGUGAAAAUGUGUGUCGAGAAUUUCUGGAUUUGCUCAAAAAGGAUGAUGUGAAUGAAAUGUAUCCUGAACUCAGAAACUGGGUUAAAACUGUGAAGAUUUCCGAGACUACAAACAGAGCAGGAUCACAAGGCACCCAAAUUACAAGUAAUAUCUGUGCAUCGGAUGAAAGCAGUGUAUUUGCUCCUUCCUUAACAAAUUCGCAUCUAGGCUCCAUUAAUAUGAAUAUGGUUGUAAACUCUGGCAGACCAGUUGUGGUUAAAAAGUUCCAGAAAACUGAGAGAGGAGAGCCUUCUGAUAACAGGCCAAUACAAGGUUUUAAGAAGUUUCUGAAAAGCAACACCAGUGACUUGGUUCAGAAUGUGAAGAACAUCGAUCCAAUUCUUGAUGAUCUUAAUUUACACGAUGAACAACUUGCAAAUGUCAGAGUGCUUACAACAAAUCAAGCCAAGAUGAGAAAACUGCUUGACUACAUGAAUUGUGAAAGUAUUGCUGAGCGCCUGUUCAAUGCUUUGCUAGAGCAUGAAGAGGAUCUCAUGAAAGAGCUGCAAAACUAAAAGAAUUGUUUACCCUACAGUUCGGCAGCAAAUUUUAUUAUGGAUAUUUCAAUGAGUCAAUCAUAAGUGGCAAAAUGUAAUUCUGGUUAAUACUAAUACAUUCCCAUGGUUUUUAAUAAGUGAUUGGUGGUGAAAUUUUAGAAAUGUAGUUUUACCUCAAAAACUAUACUUAGCUUUGUAAUAUGGAAGGCCAGAGUGCAUGUACUAUCAUUGAUGAGACUGUAAUCCCUCACAGCCUUGUUUUCAUUCACAUCAAAGAUGGCGCUACUGUGAAUAAGGUCUUUAUUUUUUAGUUAUGUUUAUUUGCAUGAUUAUAAAAUAAUUAUGGGGAUUUGGGGUUUGUUUUUGUAAAAGGUUUCAUUACUGAAUUUUGUAAUUUAAUACUUACCAUCGUUUUCUGUUUUUGGUUGAGCCAUCAGGUACAGGUACUUUAUAUAAAUUAUCUUUAGGCCCUACUUGAUGCAAAGGAUGUUUUUUGUUCUUUGGCUUGGUCUAUUGUUUUCAUCCUUGUCUUUUUGGUGUGUUUUGCUAAAUGUCUCUAAGGAGUAGGAGUUAUAUUUUGUUAAGAUGCAUUUUUUCUUAUAAUUUUUAUAUUAUGCUCAUUGUCUCAAGAUCUGUUUUAAUGUUAUUUUUUUUAUAAUUGGACAGUAUGGUAGUUUAAAUUAUUAGUUUACUGGUAGUUUACAGAUAGUAAACAGUAGUUUACCAUUGUGUCAGCAAUCCAAUAAUAUAAAGGUCAUUACCCCUGCAUGUUUUUAAAGGGUGAAAAAUACAAAUGUAUUUUUGUACUACUCAUGUCCUUAGUCCAUUAAUUGACAAGUUCUAUUACAAACAAUAUACCACUGGCCGGCCUUCUUCCCAAUUGUGAGAGAGUUUACUUCAAAAACAUUUUGACUGUGAACAUAAACGAGUGUGCCCACAAGUGCCCUUAUUAACAAAUAGAAACAAAAACUUGAAAUGUCCAACAUAAUGUAAAUAUACAGAUACUGUAACUAUUUACCAAUGAUAAAAAUGUUAUCAAUUAACCCCAAAACUGUUCCACUGGAAUAAUAUCACAUACAGUAUGUUUAUUUUCAAAUGAAAUUUAUGAUUCAAUAGCCAUUCAAUAAAUGGGUUGAACUUAA